This is a messenger RNA of Bombina bombina (fire-bellied toad), 453 nucleotides long. RefSeq names its product trypsin-like. NCBI's taxonomy places the organism in Eukaryota, Metazoa, Chordata, Amphibia, Anura, Bombinatoridae. Gene Ontology annotation, biological process: proteolysis. The record is from RefSeq and is a predicted model, not a curated record. Gene Ontology annotation, molecular function: serine-type endopeptidase activity. Bases 1 to 453 code for a protein of 150 amino acids. The transcript has 3 exons.
AUGAAGUUCCUUCUGAUCUGUAUGCUCCUUGGAGCAGCUGCUGCAUUGGAUGAUGAUAAGAUCGUAGGAGGUUACACCUGUGGUAAGAACGCUCUUCCAUUCCAGGUGUCCCUGAACUCCGGUUACCAUUUCUGUGGUGGGUCCCUGAUUAACAGCCAGUGGGUUGUGUCUGCUGCUCACUGCUACAAAGCAAGCAUCCAGGUCAGACUGGGAGAACACAACAUUUUUGCCAGUGAAGGCACUGAGCAGUUCAUCAACUCUGCCAAGGUCAUCAGACAUUCUGGUUACAACUCCUGGACCCUGGACAAUGACAUCAUGCUCAUCAAGCUCGCCUCUCCUGCUACUCUCAACUCCUAUGUGAACUCUGUGGCUCUGCCCUCUGGGUGUGCCGCCGCUGGCACCAGCUGUCUGAUCUCUGGCUGGGGAAAUACUCUCAGCAGCGGAUGUGAGUAA